AUGGCCUCUGCCCAGAAGAAGCAACAGACGAUAUCCUCCUUCUUCAAGAGACCCUCUUCAACUCCUACCCCCAAAUCUCGAUUGCAGAUCUCUCCACAGGAGGAGGAAGAUAAUGAUGAUGAUGAUGAAUUAGUAUUACCUAGGCCGAAGAGACGCCGCAUCACCCCCGCCACAGAAGCCGCAGAUGAGACUAGAGCUGUAGAGGAGGAGGAAAGUGAGGAACCUGCUAUACCGCUGAGGCCUGUCGUUGCCAAUGGACAGACACUCGCCACAACCACAACCGAAUCUGGGGCAUCAACGAGGACAGCGAAAUAUUUCUAUUCUUCCUCCCCUCAACAGGAAAACCAGGAUGCCGACGCGAUUAGCGAUGUAGAGAAAAGGCGAAGAGAUGAGCUACACCGAAAGUUUGUUAAGAAGCUGGGCAAGCCAGACAGUAUCGCUGAAAUAAAGCGGCGAAACCGACUACUCGAAGACGAUGCCGCGGACGAGGAACAUGAGGAUGGAGAGGAAGAGCCUGUCGACGAGGCACCGAAAUCGACUACUCGAGCCAAGAAAAGUGGGAGUAAGUUGACACCUAUGGAAAAGCAAGUGUUAGAGAUCAAGAGAGCGCACAUGGACACCUUGCUUGUGGUUGAAGUGGGUUAUAAAUUCCGAUUCUUUGGCGAAGAUGCAAGAAUUGCGGCCAAAGAACUCAGUAUCGUUUGCAUCCCGGGGAAAUAUCGAUAUGAUGAACAUCCAUCGGAGGCGCACCUGGACCGUUUUGCAUCCGCAAGUAUUCCAGUCCAUCGGUUGCAUGUGCAUGUCAAGAGAUUGGUUGCCGCUGGACAUAAAGUGGGCGUUGUUCGACAACUUGAGACUGCAGCGUUGAAGGCCGUUGGCGAUAACAGGAAUGCCCCUUUUGUGAGGAAGCUCACGAAUCUGUACACAAAGGGCACUUAUAUCGAUGAUAUUGAAGGCAUCGAAGGCGAUGGUCAAGGAACCGCUGCCCCAAAGUCUGCAUCUACCGGAUUUUUGCUAUGCAUGACAGAGGUCAACAUCAAAGGCUCCGGCAAUGACGAAAAAGUCCACGUCGGUCUAGUAGCGGUUCAACCUGCUACAGGAGAUAUUGUGUACGAUGACUUUGAAGAUGGUUUUAUGCGGAGCGAGAUUGAGACCAGACUGCUCCACAUUGCGCCCUGCGAAUUCCUUAUUGUUGGCGAGCUCUCCAAGGCGACAGAGAAGCUUGUUACUCAUCUGUCUGGGAGCAAGACAAACGUGUUCGGCGAUAAGAUUCGAGUUGAGCGAGUCGCAAAAAAGAAAACAAUGGCCGCUGAAGCACACACUCACAUAUCGAGUUUUUAUGCUGAAAGGCUCAAAGACUCCCGAUCAGAGGGAGAGAUGGCCGCCAAAAUUUUUGACAAGAUCAUGGGUUUGCCGGAAAACGUAUCCAUCUGCCUCUCAGCAAUGAUCAACCACUUGUCCGAAUAUGGCCUCGAGCAUGUCUUCCAACUCACCAAAUAUUUUCAGCCUUUUUCCGCUCGAUCACAUAUGUUACUCAAUGGAAACACAUUGACAAGUCUCGAGAUCUACUUGAAUCAGACAGACCAUUCUACAAAAGGUAGCCUGUACUGGAUGAUGGAUCGAACGCAGACGAAAUUCGGAGGCAGGCUGCUGCGCAAGUGGGUUGGACGGCCGCUGUUGGAUAUACAAAGCAUCGAAAACCGACUGAAUGCUGUGGAGGAGCUGCUCAAUCCAGACAAUGCCCCCCAGGCCGAAAAAUUGAGACGGGUGUUGUCGAAGAUUAGAACCGAUCUAGAGAAAAGCCUCAUUCGGAUCUAUUACGGCAAGUGUACAAGACCAGAGCUGUUGAAUGUUCUUCAGUCGCUCCAGAUGUUGGCGACCGAAUUUGCCUAUGCGACGGAUGCGACAUCUACCGGUUUCGUCUCGGACCUGAUCUCAUCUGCAAUGGUCUCCCUCCCGUUAAUUCUGACAGAGGUCGUGGGAUAUCUGGACAAGAUCAAUCUUCAAGCUGCCAAAUCCGACGACAAGUACACCUUCUUCCAGGACGCCUCAGAGACUGAAGCCAUUUCCGAGCACAAAUUCGGCAUUGCCGCCGUUGAGCAUGAUCUCGACCAGUUUCGAUCGACUGCCGCCGAGAAACUAGGCAAGAGGAACCCAGUUGACUACGUGACUGUGGCAGGCAUCGAAUACUUGAUCGAAGUUGAGAACAACUCUCCCACGAUCAAGAAAGUCCCGGCGUCCUGGAUAAAGGUCUCGGGAACCAAAAAGAUGUCUAGAUUUCAUCCCCCGGAAGUUGUCAAGCUUUUGCGAGAAAGGGACCAGCACAAGGAGUCUCUUGCAGCUGCUUGUGAUAAAGCUUUCCGGGACCUGCUAUCCGACAUCAGCACGAAGUAUCAACUUUUUCGCGACACAAUCCAAAGCCUUGCAACUCUAGACUGCCUGUUGUCAUUGGCAAAUGUGGCAUCUCAGCCAGGAUACGUCCGUCCGAUUUUCGCAUCCGACACUCGAAUCGAAGUUCAGGGUGCGCGGCACCCAAUGGUCGAGCAACUUCUGAUCGAUUCUUACGUGCCCAAUAACAUCUCCAUAUCUCAAGCCUCCACGCGAGCUCUACUCGUAACAGGGCCUAACAUGGGCGGGAAAUCCUCCUACGUCCGGUCUGUGGCCCUCAUCUCCAUCAUGGCACAAAUCGGGUCUUUUGUCCCAGCGGCGUCCACAACCUUGGGAAUCCUCGAUGCGGUCUUCACCCGCAUGGGCGCGUUUGACAACAUGAUGUCUGGCGAGUCAACAUUCAUGGUCGAACUCAGCGAGACGAGCGACAUUUUGAAACUCGCCACAGAUCGCAGUCUGGUGGUGCUGGAUGAAUUGGGCAGGGGAACGAGCACGCAUGAUGGAGUCGCCAUUGCCGCAUCUGUGCUGGACUAUCUCGUGAGAGAACGGAAGUGCUUGACGCUAUUUAUUACGCAUUAUCAAAUGCUGGCACGCAUGGCAGAUGGGUUUCCCAAUGGAGAACUCAAGAACGUUCACAUGCGUUUUACUGAGACGGAUGAUGAGAACGUCACGUUUCUCUAUGAAGUGGGUGAAGGAGUGGCGCAUCGCAGCUACGGAUUGAAUGUGGCGAGGCUGGCAAAUUUGGGUGAGAACGUGAUUGAAGUGGCGAGGGAGAAAAGUCGAGAGUUAGAAGAGACGACGAGACAGCGGCAGUUGAGCGGCAUUGCAAGGGCGCUGGUGCAAGGGGCAAGCGGGAGUGGACACAAGAGGAAAGUGGCAGGGGAGAGCCUGGAUAUGUUGGUGGAGGGCAUUGAGAUGCUUUAA
Messenger RNA from Cladophialophora bantiana CBS 173.52, 3312 nucleotides. RefSeq lists its product as uncharacterized. Gene Ontology annotation, biological process: mitotic recombination; mismatch repair. The coding region runs from base 1 to 3312 and encodes 1103 amino acids. Gene Ontology annotation, cellular component: nucleus. The transcript has a single exon. The record is from RefSeq and is a predicted model, not a curated record. Lineage: Eukaryota; Fungi; Ascomycota; Eurotiomycetes; Chaetothyriales; Herpotrichiellaceae. Gene Ontology annotation, molecular function: ATP-dependent DNA damage sensor activity; mismatched DNA binding; ATP binding.